AGUUGAAUUGUCUGGCCAAUUGUUAACACGUGACAUGCAAGGUGUCACGAACGUCAAAGUAGUCGCGGGAAUAGAAUUUUGUUCUUAUAAAUGUACAACUUUACUAAACAACUUUAUUAUUGUUCCAAAAUUUUUGGAGAGUGAUUACAGAGCGUUAUUUUUUGUGAUCUUUAUUUACAAAUUCGAUAUGGCUUCAUCUGGAUCUGAAACCGCUUCAAAAUCCAAGAAUCCUCACUUUUCUCAUCAGCAAAAUGUCGUUUUGAUUGACAUGAUUAUUGACUCUUAUGAUUAUUUGUUUGGAUGUCGUGUCAAACAGACAAAUUUUUCUAGGAGGAAGCAGAUCUGGCAAAGGAUCAGCGAUGCUGUUAGUGCCCAGGGUCCAGGAAAAAAGGAUGUCGAUCAGCUGAAGAAGCGUUACGACAUUAAACGUUUCGCCAAAGCUAAAUUGGCCAGAGAAAAAAAUUUGGCACGUGCUACCGGAGGUGGACCAGCAUAUGUGGCAGACCUCAAUGAUUAUGAGCAGAAGCUUGUUCAGCGUCUGGGACCAGAGAUCAUCACUGGCAUAACGGAUGAUUGUGACAGUGAUUUAAGAGCAACACCAACAACACAAGCAGAGCCUGUGAGGAGUAACAACGAAGUGCCCACUUGUUCUACUUCGUCUUCUGCUGUUUCCAGACCACCCAGUGCAGCUGGUUCCAGACCUUCGGCCAGUUUUUCACAUGGCCAAUUCAUACGCUCCACAUCUAAUGUUACACACACGACUUCAUCGGCGGACACACUUCCUGAUGUAAGGACCAGCACUCCAGAAACUGGUGUUGGCAGAGCAACUGGUGAUUUGGGACGUCUUUUCCAGAGAUUGACUGGACAUUCAUCUCCAUUAUUUGAUGAAGAAGAAAACUCAUCAAGGGAGAUCACUAUCAAUCUCAUGCCAAUAGUGGAUAAUCCCAUUCAAGAUGAACCACCAGGAGGGCAUGAUGGAAGCGAGACUCCAGAUAUUCUUGAAGAAUGUGGAGAUGCACAACCGGAUGAAAUACACACACCGGAAAACCUGGAGGAACCUGUUGAAACACAGGCACCACCAAUUGCACUGGAAACAGGUGGUGUAAAUAUUGAUAUUACACCGGCAGAAGGACUAUUGGCCGAUGUGGGAUUAAGGGAAAUGUUGACCCUUGCAAGGCAAUACAGAGAGGACCACAGAGAUAUGCAAAAUAUUAUUAACACUAAUAUUGACCGCUGGGCAGCUCUGUCAGAAAAAUUUGAACUGGAAAUGCAAAGGAAUGACAUUGAAAGGCAGAAAUUACAGCUGCAAAGAGAAAUGUUCCAGUGGCAGAGACGGAUGGAUGAAGAGAAAAACCUGCAAAUUAACAGAGCUUUAGCCAUCAGUGAAAGGACAUUACAAUCUCUGUUGUCUAUUGUCAGUGAAAGGGAGGGUACAACAGACCCAAAGAGGCCACGUCUGCAGUGAACAUUUCAUUUAUUAUUUAUAACACCUUAGUCCCUAAAGUUUUAUUUUAUGUUAAUUGUUUUCUUCUAUAUAUUUUUUAAUUAGUUAUUAUUUGUGUUCUUUAAGUUUAAAAUGUUAUUGUUUAAUAAAGACAAAUUUUUUAUGCCCCAAAAA
Molecule: messenger RNA, 1618 nt
Organism: Bombina bombina (fire-bellied toad)
Lineage: Eukaryota; Metazoa; Chordata; Amphibia; Anura; Bombinatoridae
Exons: 4
Coding region: 35-1465 (476 amino acids)
Cellular component (GO): nucleus
Source: RefSeq, a predicted model, not a curated record